GUCAGUUAGGUAUAGAAAGAUUAUGUCGUCGAAGUAUCGAAUGAUAUCAAGUACUUUAAUGUUUCGCUAAACACGAUUAAAACAUGGGUUUGUUUGGAAAAUCACAGGAAAAAAAUCCUAAGGAAAUGGUUCAAGAAUGGACUCACAAAUUGAGAAAAGAAGGUUAUCAACUUGAUAGACAAGUUAGAGCAAUUCAGAGAGAAGAAGAAAAAGUUAAACGUUCCUUAAAAGACGCAGCAAAAAAAGGAGAUAAAGAUGUAUGCAAAAUCCUUGCAAAAGAAAUUAUAAGAGCUCGCAAAGCUUGCAAUAAGAUUUAUACUUCUAAGGCACAUUUAAAUUCUGUAUCAUUACAAAUGAAGAAUCAGUUAGCAACAAUCAGAGUUGCUGGUUCAGUCUCUAAAUCUACAGAAGUGAUGCAAGCAAUGCAGUCUUUAAUAAGAGUACCAGAAGUGGCUGCAACUAUGAGAGAAAUGUCGAAAGAGAUGAUGAAGGCAGGUAUUAUCGAAGAAAUGUUAGACGAGACGAUGGAUUCUAUUGAGGAUUCUGAAGAUAUGGAGGAUGAAGCUGAUGAGGAAGUUGAUAAGAUUUUAUGGGAAGUUACAGCUGGUCAGUUGGGUACAGCUCCUGCAGUUGUUACAGAAAAUCCUGGAAUUGCUUCUACUUCUGCAGAAGAUGAAACAGAAGAUGAUGACAAAGAACUUGAAGAGAUGAAAAACCGAUUACAAAGUCUUCGCAGUUAAAUAAAUAAUUGCAUAAUUCAAAAGUAUUUGUAUCAUACACAAAUGU
This is a messenger RNA of Cyphomyrmex costatus, 786 nucleotides long. RefSeq names its product vacuolar protein sorting 24 (gene Vps24). The transcript is spliced from 4 exons. Gene Ontology annotation, biological process: vacuolar transport. The record is from RefSeq and is a predicted model, not a curated record. NCBI's taxonomy places the organism in Eukaryota, Metazoa, Arthropoda, Insecta, Hymenoptera, Formicidae. The coding region runs from base 84 to 740 and encodes 218 amino acids.